Molecule: messenger RNA, 3244 nt
Organism: Toxotes jaculatrix (banded archerfish)
Lineage: Eukaryota; Metazoa; Chordata; Actinopteri; Toxotidae
Gene: epn3a
Product: epsin 3a
Exons: 11
Coding region: 526-2415 (629 amino acids)
Biological process (GO): endocytosis
Cellular component (GO): endosome; clathrin vesicle coat; plasma membrane
Molecular function (GO): phospholipid binding; clathrin binding
Source: RefSeq, a predicted model, not a curated record
AGGGCCUCCCUCCCUUUUCUCUUCUCUCUCCAUCCAUUUUUACUCUGUGUAUGUGUGUGUUUAGUAGCGGGAGGGGGGGGGUGCUGAGCCAUCUGCAAGCCCAGUGCCUGGAUUUAUGAUAUGCACACACACUCAAGUUAAGUUUGAUAACAAAUAAGCACCGCCUCGCUGUAGUUUUGGAUUCGUAUCGAGUACAGACGGAUCCUCCGCGGAUGUUUUCCUUUCCUGCGCCUUAGAUUUCUUUUCACACUAGUUCUCUUCCCUGUCCGAAAUCUACGGGACAUGUCGAGAGGCGGAGGCGUUUCUUCUUCCACCCAAAACCUCCCCAAGUUGGGACCCCACUGACGCGCAAUGACAUGAAGCAGGAACACACUGGUGGACGUCUCUGAAGUUGCCAGGAGGUGGACAACUUCACUGCAUUUUUCUGCUGAACUGAUCUCUAACGAACCACCUUGCCUGAGGCGACACAGCGGGCUGGCCCGCUGUUAGACUGUCUUUUGCCACCUGUAAAACACCACUGCCAUCAUGCAGACCUCAUCGCUCCGCCGGCAGAUGAAAAACAUGGUCAACAACUACACAGAGGCCGAGAUCAAGGUCCGAGAGGCCACCUCCAACGACCACUGGGGGCCCUCCAGCUCGCUCAUGUCUGAAAUCGCAGACCUGACCUUCAAUGUAGUGGCUUUCACCGAGGUUAUGGGUAUGAUCUGGAAGCGGCUCAAUGACCAUGGUAAAAACUGGCGCCAUGUUUAUAAGGCGCUGACCCUGCUGGAUUACCUGAUCAAAACAGGCUCUGAGCGUGUGGCCAAGGAGUGUCGGGAGAACAUAUACACCAUCCAGACACUGAGAGACUUCCAGUACAUAGAUCGGGAUGGACGUGACCAGGGUAUCAACGUCCGAGAGAAGGCCAAACAACUGGUGGCUCUGUUGAGAGAUGAGGAAAAGCUGAAGAGGGAAAGGAGCCAGGCACUGAAGACCAAGACGCGCAUGGCAGGGGUCACCAGUAGCUAUGGCUCUGGAGCCUUGCCUCCUCCAUACCCAGGACACCGUGCGAGCCAGCCCAGUUCAGCAGGGGCCCAUGGGGAUGAUUUUGGGAGGUGCAAAGACUCACCUUCCUCCUUUCACUCCUCCUCUUCCUCUCCUCGACUUGCUCCAGACCUGGAGCAAGCUCGGCCUGCGACCAGUGGAGAAGAGGAGCUGCAGCUGCAGCUGGCCCUGGCUAUGAGCCGAGAAGAAAGUGAAAAGCCACCUCCCCCUGUGGACAUUGAUGAACAGACCCAGCUCCAGAUUGCUAUGAGUCUCAGCAAGGAGGAGGCACAGAAGCCAGUCCAACAGGCACCUGCCACAUUGGAUAUGGAUGAGGAAACCCAGCUCCAGUUAGCCCUGAGCCUGAGCAAGGAGGAGCAUCAGCAGGAACAGCUCAGUCGUCAAGGAGACGAGUCGAUGCUCCAGAAAGCUUUGGAGGAAAGCAAACGUCAGAUGGAGGCUAAAGGCGGGACCGCCUUCAUGGACCUGGUAGAUGUUUUUGCAGUGCCCUCAGAUCCGCCUUCUGGUGACCAUCGCUGGAAUAAUUCCACACACCAGGCAGCAGCUCAACCGAGCGGCACAGACCCUUGGGACUCCUUGGAGGGUAGCACUAACACUUCAAGAGUAGAUUCUCCGUGGAUGGUGCCACCAACCUCCAACAGCCCUCCUCCACCGUGGGAGCCCCCAGCUGGCCCUUGGGAUGCGCCGUCGAACAAUGUCACUGACCUCAACGCCACAGGCCGUGUCUGGGCUUUCCCUGCAGCCUCCUCGAGAGUUGAUCCAUUUUCAGCUCCAUCAGAAAGAACAGCACUUGAGGGAGCUGUCAGGGAACCUUUUCAACGAACUGGAAGUCCCUCAGAUGGGGAUCUGUUUGAUGAGGCCAUGGAUGGAGGUCAGGUGAAUGUCAACGGGCAAGGGGAGGGCAGUCCUGAGCUCUUUGACCUGUCACGUCUUGGAGAAAGCCUGACUGCCCCUAGCCCUCGUACAUGCCAGACACCUGAGUCCUUCCUGGGUCCCACAGCAGCGUCCUUGGUAAACCUGGAUAGCUUGAUCCCAGCAAAUCCCCCAGCCAAGACCAAGAAUCCCUUUUUGUCAGGCCUGAGUGCUCCUUCAGCCACCAAUCCAUUUCAAACUGAGCAGCCCAAACUAACUCUGAAUCAAAUGGGCUCCAGCUCCACCUCUGCGGCUCCUCAGAACACUUCUCUUCCAUACAGUGCCUCCUUGCCUCUGCCCAUGAGCCACCAGCCUGCCAGCCUCCCUUCGUCACUGACUCACCCCACCCAGCCUGGUCUGGAGCUGCCAGGGAACCUCCCUGAGCCCUUGUUGCCCUUCUCUUCAGCCAGCACUCAGGGAUCACAGGCUGCACAGAGCAGUCAGAACCCUUUCUUAUGAGGACUGACUAAACUGGAGAGAAAAUAUCUGAGAAAAGGGUGAAUGCCAUUAGGUUUUGCUCUUGAAAUAUCAUUCUAACCGCGAACCGAACUGCAGCCCCAAGAACUUGAGAAAUUGUAUGAAAACCCUAUUCUUGGUUGUUUUUAUAUUGUGGUAUAAUACAGUAACCCUUAGAUUGAUGCAAGCUGGUUCUGCUCUUCACUAUAACCGACUGUCCUGCUCCUCUGGUUACGAAUGCUGCAGGGACAUAAAAGAGAUGACACCUUUGUAUCAGCAAAUAUUAGUGUCAUGUAAAACUUCUUUAAGGCCAUAACCUAUUGCUACUUGAAUUCAGAUACAAACCUACACAAAAGCACAGUUUGAUAAUAUUUUGUUGUCUCUGCACAGCAAUACUAACCAGGCAAAUGUGUCAUGGCUUUUCAGUUAGUCAACAAGUCUGCUCACUCAACUGUUGGUAUGAUUAGCUUAGCUGGCUGCUGCUGCUGCUGUCAUAUACUCUGGCUCCUGAAAAAAAAACAAUUUCUAAUAACUGGGAACAAUUUCUGAAAGACAUAUCCUGCUCUUGAGAUGUUACUUCAUCAGACAACAUUAUGAACUUUGUGGGACUUUGGUUGGACCAGAAUUGAUGAGAAACAUAAGCGUAUAUACAAUUUUACUAUGGGGAAAUGAAUCGCUGGGGUUAAGUGAAUGAAAUUAUAGUUUGGGAGGACUGUUCAUACUUCAGAGUUAACUAUAAGCGAGGCAACAUUAGAAAAUGUAUGAAUCAUAGUUUUAUUCAUUGCUUGUGAACCACUGACUCAUCAAAUAUAAGGGUGUUAUUAUAACACUG